AUGCAUCGCUUCUCUGAUGUGGAGUCUCACCCCAAACGACUUCCCCAUAUUUUUGGUUAUUCAGAUGGCCCAUUACUUUCUCUAAAGCAAGCUCUUCAACCAAUAUGCCGUCAUGUCAAAUACUUGGAUCAAAGCAUAACGAUUGCUAAAAAAAACUGUAUUUAUCCUUCAAAACAUCACCUCACACGCGAUGAAUCCGCUGCUAUCUACCUUUAUACUAUUGAGUCGGAUGAGAGUUCUCUUUAUAGAGUUCUUAACAAAGCUCUUCGUUCAAAGGAUCGAGAUGCGGUGAAGCCAUGGUUUCCAUAUUUGAAGUUAUUUCAUGCAGCUAUAGAGAAACUGCCAGAUGUUCGUAUGAAUCUGUGGCGAGGCAUUGAAAGAGAUAUUGCAGACAACUACAAAAAAGAUGACAUAAUUACUUGGUGGGGCAUCAGUUCCUGUUCGCCUUCUAUUGAUGUUAUCAAAGGUUUUCUUAACCGCACUUCAACACUAUUUUUGGUUGAAGCAGUACGUGGUAAAGAUAUAUCGCUGUAUAGUAGCUUUUCACAAGAGAAAGAAGUUCUUCUCUCUCUAGCCACUCGGCUUCGUGUUGUAUCAAAUGCCCUCGAGAGUCCAUUAUUACAUGUUGUACAUUUACAAGAGAUCUAUGACCAAAAUGAGUCAUCAUCUUCUACUCCAGUAGUACCAACCACAAAAUCUUUAACAUUCGGAAUUUUAACUGAUGAAGCCGGCAAUCGAUACGAACUACCGGUUUAUAAACCAUACUACUGA
Messenger RNA from Rotaria socialis, 771 nucleotides. The record is from the annotation of a GenBank genome assembly. NCBI's taxonomy places the organism in Eukaryota, Metazoa, Rotifera, Eurotatoria, Philodinida, Philodinidae.